AUGGUCAUAUCGGCUCACGACGACCAUUUUCGGCCUUCCAUGCGCUGUUCUGGUGGCGGCAACGGCUGGCCACGAUGGUUGUUGCCGGUGGCAGAUGGCGGCAGUUUCAAGAACUGGAAUUUGGAAGAAGAUAUGGCAGCGCAAAUUUUAUUUUUAAGAGAACGUAUUGCAAACUUUUGUAAUGAAAUUUUGGUGUCCAUAAACUUGCCUCCUCGUUUUAGGAAUAUAUUUGACCCACUGGAGGAAGCUCCCUACAAGUGGACUUUAGUUUGGGUGUCCAUAAUAUCAACCUUAUUGGAUCCCAUGUUCUUCUACAUUUUUCUGGUCAAUGAUUACAAAAAAUGCCUUCGGUUGGAUACGAAAUUGAUGAUUGCUGUAUGUCUUCUUCGGUUUCUUGUUGACUUGUGUCAUAUAAUCUUCGUCUUCUAUCACGAAAGACGAAGGCGAAUAAUUUUUGUUGUCUUAGAUGUCCUCUGCAUUCUUCCUCUCCCACAGAUGGUGACUUUGAUCAUACAUAGGGCAAGAGGCUGGGAAUUUAUUGAUGCAUUGAAGUGGCUUAAAUAUACCAUCAUUGUGCAAUACUUACUAAAGCUUGUUCGUAUCUGCAAGUCAUAUGUAGAAGCUCAAAGAGCUCCAGGCUUUCCUGUUGAGGUCAUGUAUUUGGAGGCCUAUGGUUUUUUUAUGGCUAUAGAAAGAGAAACUGAUUGCUGGAACGAAGCCUGUUUAUAUUACCGUAGACGUAGCUGCGGCUCUUUGCACUGUGAUUAUCACAGUCCUGCAGGCGACAACAAAUUUCUGGGUCUAUAUUGCCCAAAGAUCAUACGAGAUACAACUAUCUAUGAUUUCGGGAUAUUCCAAGAUGCUCUUCAAUCUGGUAUUGUGGAGGAGACAAAAUUUACGACCAAGCUCUUCUACUGUUUAAGAUGGGGAUUGCUAACUACAAGUUCAAUGGCCCAAAACCUCCGUACAAGUACCGAUGUUGAGGAAAACUUGUUCGUGAUUUCGAUUUAUCUAACCAGCCUCAUGCUACUUGUCCUUUUAUAUGGAAGAUUGCAGGUGCCACAAUUUGGAGGAAUGGAGGAACAAUUUUUGAACCAAAUGUGUAACCGUCUUCAGCCGGUGCAAUACGGGACAGGGUCUUCCAUUGUAAGUCAGGGUGAGCUAAUUAGGCAGAUGCUCUUCGUGAUGCAAGGCAGUCUAUCAACGAGUAUGAACGGUGGAGGCAUUGUCUUUAUGGCGGAUCCCUAUUGGGGUGAACUUACCGUAUGGGCUUUUGAUCCUAACCCCUUGCGCCCAUUACCCCGCUCACCAGGAAAUCUUUGUGCUUUUACAGAAGUUGAAGCAUUUGCUCUAAUGGCUGAAGACUUGAGGGAGGUUGUACAGGGAUUCUUGAAUGCAGGAGCGGGUCAACCCUAG
Messenger RNA from Pistacia vera, 1416 nucleotides. Its product is annotated as cyclic nucleotide-gated ion channel 1-like. The transcript is spliced from 7 exons. The coding region runs from base 1 to 1416 and encodes 471 amino acids. The record is from RefSeq and is a predicted model, not a curated record. Lineage: Eukaryota; Viridiplantae; Streptophyta; Magnoliopsida; Sapindales; Anacardiaceae.